AUGAAGCGCAGCAGGUCCUCUUCGGAAGGUCGUGCAGCUGGCCCUCCACCCAAGAAGCGAGGCCUCGGUGCCACAACAAGCGAUGUUACACUUCCAUUCCGAGGGGUUAGAAACAAUACAUCCGCCUAUCUGCCCCUUGAUCCAAAAGUCAACGAGAUUCGCUAUGUUGCUGUUGAUCCCGGCGAAGGCGACGCGCCUCUCUCGGGCUUUCUUGGUUAUCUCGAGUUGCGAGGAUCGCAAACCCAUGCUCCAGCUAUAUCCUACCAAGCGGUCUCGUACUGUUGGGGCGAAAUUAAAGAUACACUUGGGUUCACCCUUCGAUGCGCCAGAACAAAAGAAGCAACAGCAAAGAGUUCACAGGAAGCGUGGACGGCGCAACUAUAUCAGAUAACACGAAACCUUGAUGCACUCCUUCGCGCACUACGACAGCCUGACAAACAUAGGGUUCUUUGGAUUGAUGCUAUUUGUAUAGCUCAGGACAAUGCUGUCGAAAAAACUCACCAGGUCAGCUCCAUGGGCUUGGUUUACAGUUCAGCAUCGGAGGUACUGGUCUGGUUAGGAGAGGCGGAC
Molecule: messenger RNA, 570 nt
Organism: Bipolaris sorokiniana ND90Pr
Lineage: Eukaryota; Fungi; Ascomycota; Dothideomycetes; Pleosporales; Pleosporaceae
Exons: 1
Source: RefSeq, a predicted model, not a curated record